CUAUAGUACGUAAAAUUAAAUCUAUAGGAGAAAUUUAAACGUGACGAAGGCAGAAGGGUAGACCAUGCUUAAAGACUUCACUGUGUUGUGUACGGAUUUAAAUUUUUCUUAAAAUAUGGACCUACUGAUUGAGUGUUUUUCAGUAUUUGGAAUAAUUCUGCUUUUUUCAGUUGAGGAUUGUCUGAGCUCGAGAUACCAUCAACUUUACUAUGCGUAUCGUUACAAGGAAGAAAGUUCUGAUAGCUGGAUUGCUGGAGCUGUAGUCGGGGGGAUAUUUGGCUUCAUUGUAUUAAUUACCAUAACCUACAUAUGCUGCCAAGCUAAUGGUUGCUGCAAAACGGUCAAACCGCAACAUCGCCAAAGAGCCAUAGUACCUGUCGCUCAUGCAUACGCCACUACCAUUAAUGUUCAGUCUCGACCCGGAAGUGAAAUCUCCAGAAAUCAGAUUCGUCUUCACACAGAGGAUCUUGUUAUAAACAAUAGUGCCGAAUUCUUCCGAAAUAAUGCACCACUGGAUUCUUCGACUAAUAGACACCAUCGACCUCUAAACGAACCACCCCCUACACUUCCGGGUUAUCGACCGCAGAUAACUGUCGUCCGAGAACUUUCCGAGGACCGCAUUUUAUCACCGCCUCCACCAUAUACAGAAAUGGACAUAUCAAACGCACAGAGGACUUCAAGCUCCUAAAAUCUGUGUCCAAUGCAUGUGUUAUAUCGGUGUAUUUUCUGCAUGGUGCUCGAUUCGAUAUCUUUAUUUUAUCGAUGCUUUCUUUUAUUAUGCUUUAAAGUUAAAGCAAUGUAUUCUCAUUUCACUGUAUAUACAGUAGAUUUGCUUCUCGUUGAACGAGAUAACCAUGAGAUACUUGUAUUUUGUAUAUAUUUCCUGUUACAUCUUUGUUAUUUGUGAUAUUCUUUAUUGAU
Molecule: messenger RNA, 921 nt
Organism: Saccostrea cuccullata (small rock oyster)
Lineage: Eukaryota; Metazoa; Mollusca; Bivalvia; Ostreida; Ostreidae
Exons: 5
Coding region: 116-688 (190 amino acids)
Source: RefSeq, a predicted model, not a curated record